Molecule: messenger RNA, 3529 nt
Organism: Gasterosteus aculeatus aculeatus (three-spined stickleback)
Lineage: Eukaryota; Metazoa; Chordata; Actinopteri; Perciformes; Gasterosteidae
Gene: gmcl1
Product: germ cell-less, spermatogenesis associated
Biological process (GO): germ cell development
Molecular function (GO): protein binding
Source: RefSeq, a predicted model, not a curated record
CACUUGGGUCGCUAAAUUAAAGCAGAGAAAGAAGAAGACCUUUGAACGCAUCCCGUGUCGCUAACAUCUCCUGCUUCUAGGUCUAUUUUUCGCGCUAUUUUAUAAAAAUGUAACUGGAGCCCGACAGGGCUUUGUGCUGCAGAGGCUUGUGUUGAAUAGCGGCUUGUCAGAAGCGACGGUGUAUUUGUUUUCAGACCUGUUUGGCUUCGCUAGCUAAGGGCUAGCUCUAAAGCUAGCUCUGAGGCUAGCGCCUCUCCAUCUGGUCGAACCUGAGAGUUGGCCGGUGUUGUUUGGCGUACAAAUCAAACCUCUCCCUCAGCCCGGUGCCAAUCAUCAGCUAAGGUAGCUUGUUUUUCGUUUCUGGCAAAUGUACUGUGCAACUGGUUGUCAUAAGCUGCGGGACGGAGUCCUGACGUCUGGUGGUUGCUGACAUGUUUACCUUUACUGCUGAAACUAUGCAACUACCAAACAUGUCUCUAUGCUCUUAUAGGGCCAGAACUAUUUGUUUCAAUGUCGCUUACUUUCAUCUUGGACAUUCACCUAGACGGUGCCCCUUUUUUGAGAAGGACUAUACUGUGUUUUUUCAUUAAGAAUCUCAAUGUUAUUAAUUUUUCGCUCCAAAUCGGCUCCACAUGUUCUGGAGGUGCAGGGAUGGGAAGUUUGAGCAGCAGGUUCCAGUCCUCGUCUCAGGGACCAGAGGAGGCUGCAGAGGGAACGAGCCACAAGCAUCGGUGUGAGUGUAAGAAGAGGAAACGAAAUGCCCAGUGUGACUGCGACAGUGAACAAGAGGAGGACGAUGGCAGACUAGAUACACCUCGCAGAAAGAAAUUGAAAAGCACAUCGCGGUACAUUUAUCAGACUUUGUUCCUGAACGGAGAAAACAGCGACAUUCGUAUCUGUGCUCUGGAACAGCAGUGGAACCUCCACAAAGUGUACCUGUGCCAGUCCGGAUAUUUCUCCAGCAUGUUCAGCGGGUCUUGGAAAGAGUCCAACAUGAUGGAAAUCAACUUGGAGAUCCCAGACCAGAACAUCGACACUGAAGCCCUGCAGGUGGUGUUUGGGUCCUUGUACCGGGACGAUGUCCUCAUCAAGCCCAGCAGGGUUGUCAGUAUUCUUGCAGCUGCUUGUAUGCUACAGCUGGAUGGUUUGAUUCAGCAGUGUGGAGAGACAAUGAAGGAAAACAUCAGUGCGAAGACCGUGUGUGGCUACUAUGCUUGUGCCAGCAUCUAUGGCUUGGAUCUGGUCACGAAAAAGUGUCUUGAGUGGCUUCUGAACAACCUGAUGACUCAUCAAAAUGUCGACCUGAUGAAGGAACUCGGGGGAGAGGUGAUGGAGCUGCUCAUCAAGUCCUCGGACCUGUUUGUCAUGCAGGUGGAGAUGGAUGUAUACACGGCUCUGAAGAAGUGGAUGUUUGUGCAGCUCAACCCAUCGUGGGACGGCCCAAUCAAACAGCUCCUGGCCGACGCCGACGCCUGGCUUUGCAAACGCAGGACGGACCUGUGUGACAAGGAGCCCUUCUUGAACACGGACGAUGGCGAACCCUUUCGUUCAGUGUUCAAAUACGUCCGUCUGCAGUACAUCAUCAACGAUCUCGCAUCCGCACGCAUCCUGGAGAGGGACAACAUUUUGCCACCUGAUUGGUUAACAUCGGUUUACAAAAACCAGUGGUUCGCCAUGCUGCGGACCGAAUUCGACAACGAUAAUGGUCCACAGGAGGCAAACAAAGAUGAGUUUGAGCUGAGCAGUAUGAGGUGCGGAAGAAAACUGACUAAAGAUGGAGAUUACUGCUGGCGGUGGACAGGCUUUAACUUUGGCUUCGACCUGCUGGUGACCUACACAAACCGUUUCAUCGUCUUCAAAAGAAAUACUCUGAGUCAGCCAUGUGGGGGCGCUGUGAGUCUGCAACCUCGAAGGCAUCUGGCAUUCAGGUUACGUCUCGCCUCCUUUGAUAGCCGAGGGAAGUUGGUCUGCAGUCGCUCGACAGGUUUCCAGCUUCUCACCCUCGAGAAAGACCAGGAGUACGUGGUGAUGAACCUGGACAGCCGGCUGCUGACGUUCCCCCUCUACGUGUGCUGCAACUUCCAGUACACGUCGCCUCACCCGGAUCACCGCCCGGAUUCUCCGGAGCAGGACAGCGCUGCCCGCUGCGCGUCCUGAAGCCUUGUCGGCCGCCGCUAACGGCUACCGUUACCCUGGUAAUGCCGAGUCACUGACACUCGCCCGCGCCUACCAUCCAUCGCCACAUUCGCCCGCACGCUGACAUCGGCCACAACCAUCUGCAUGCUGCGUAACACCCUGAGACGGUCGAAGGGGAAAUGUUGGGGACAUUGAGAGUUAGCGAACAGGUUUCACGUGUAACCAGGAGAGAUUAAGACACUUUUGUCUUCAGAGCAGCUUCAAACUCCCUGUGCCAUGAACUCUGUGCACUGCAAUGUUGGACCAUAUCUCAAACUCACUUGUGUUGAUACAUUAUAUUAAUGGGAACAUAAUCGAGGGAACCGCUCUGUUGGGGAAAACUUGACCUUUUUAGUAAAUCUACUACAAUCUCUGCAAACACGUAAAAGAUGCAAGAUGAGUCCAUUUACAUUUUGACCGAGCGUCUAUAUCACCUGCUGCUGUUUGAUUUUUCCGCUGACAUUUUACCGUAUAACUAAUGUGAGAAGUUACACAAUGAAAUGGAGGGCGGCUGGUGGCUACAUCCAACGGACGUCCACUUUGGUGUUGUGAAAGCUGCGUUUCCACCAGCGUCAUCGCUCUUAACCUCUGGAGCUCCAGCUCCCUCAGUCUUAAGUUGGGCACUUACGCGUGUUGUAAUUAAAGGGGGGAAAAAAGCGUCCCCACUUCAUGUCAAGUACUUUGUAAAUGAUAUAUAUAUACUGCAAUGUUCAAGUUGUAAAACAAUAUAGUAGUGAGGAAAGCCUGGAUAGCCAUGCUGAUGUUACAUACUUCUAUGUAUCUCCACAUCCAAAAUUCACUUCAAUCAUUUUAAAUCUUUUUUUCAUUAUAUACCAACCGUCAGGAGUUUUUGUGUAUUCCUCUUUUUUUUACACAAUUUAAACUUGGAAACCAGCUUUCUAAUAUUCACAGCAUAUUUAAACAUAUCGAAACUCACAAAUGUUUUACAGACUUUAGAUUUUAAUCAUUUCUGAAUUGUUUACUGUCAAACGGCCACUCACUGCCUCUCUAUUGCAGGUCGGUUUGACACAUUUGGGCAGGCUGUUCCGGCCGCUCCCAUUACAACAUGAAAUACUUUUGCAAUUGUGUUUUUUGACACGUUCACUAUUGAUUAGGUUCCUAUUUGUUUGGAUAUUUUGGAAAUCUAACCUCCUGCUGUUUUGAAAACCUGUACACAGACAUUUUCUGAUAAGUGACUGUUAUGACUGUCCAUUUGUAACUGUUAAGGGGUUUUAGUUUUUUUUAAUUUAUUUUUGUUACUUAAUUUGUAUGGAAUUCUGUUUCUGGCAAAAGAAAAUCCAAUCCUAGACAGCCAAUAAAACUGUCCAUCCAGGUGGGCUGUGGUGCUAUCAAA